Messenger RNA from Pocillopora damicornis (cauliflower coral), 4465 nucleotides. RefSeq lists its product as uncharacterized. Gene Ontology annotation, molecular function: protein binding. The record is from RefSeq and is a predicted model, not a curated record. Lineage: Eukaryota; Metazoa; Cnidaria; Anthozoa; Scleractinia; Pocilloporidae.
CAUGGCAUCACGCCCGUCUGCAAUUUAAUGUGCAAUUAAAGGGAACACUGUGUAAACGAUACUCUUACAGACCUGAAAACAUGGCCAGGUUCGGAACCCAGAAGGAAGCUUCGCGGACCAAAAGCAUCAAAUUUCCGUUUCCGUUUAUUUUCCUGGGCAUCGUUUUUUACCAAAUAGUUGGUUUGCAAGUUGGACAAGCUGAAGCAUUGUGGCCUCGAGAUACUUAUGAUUAUGAUUUGUUCCUGAGCAUCGAGGGUCAUGAUUGUUUAAAAAGGUUCGUCAAUUCUUAUUCUUAUUGGACAUUCCCUGUGUUAACGUAUGAUUUCUCGUUUACACCUGAGCAAGAAAGGAAUGUUCUUCUUGACCUUUACACAUCUACAAAUGGCCAGCAAUGGUAUGACAGUGGAGGAUGGAACAGCUCAAAAUCCCACUGCUCUUGGUAUGGUAUCACCUGUUACAACAAUUCAUAUGUAAGAACCAUUGUGCUGGCUUACAACAACUUGGAUGGUGUUCUUCCUUCCAAUCUGUGGAGGAUACGCAACUUGUUGUCGCUUUGUACGCCUGGUAACCCAAGACUUCGAGGACGCAUUGGAGACUUUUUAUUUGGAAAUAUGAGCAAUCUGCUGUCGAUUGUUUUCAAUGCAGCCUCUAUAUCUGGAGAAAUCCCGAAGGACAUCGUGCAACUAAAAAAAUUGAACAAUUUUCUAGGCUGUAUAAUGGACGGGGAAGGCUUUACUGGCAACUUACCAGAAGACAUUGGGAAUAUGACAGAGUUGAGAGUGCUAUGUCUCGGAGGGAACAAAUUAACUGGUCGAAUACCUAGCAGCAUAUCCAGAUUACAAAGACUUUGGUAUCUUGACCUCCGAAACACUCCUGGUCUCAUGUGGGGAAAUCUGAAUGACCUCUUUGCAAUCCCCGCCUUAACCCAACUUUUUGCAUCAGGUAUUCGGCUAACAGGACAAUUACCAAAUACCCUGCCACCUAACCUGACCUACCUAGUUUUACCGGGGAACAACAUUUCGGGUCAUUUUUUUCAAAGCAUUCCGAAAACACAUCACGUUGAAAUUCUUAAUGUUGCCAACAAUCAGCUCACUGGAGACAUUCCUGGUGAGUUACUCAGUUAUCCGCCCUCCAUGAUUGAUUUGUCACAGAACGAGUUUUCCUCCAUAAACAACGGGAGACCAUGGUCUACCAAACCAGACAGGUGUGUAAAAUCCUUCAUUUCGCUUGCAGGAAAUAGGAAUUUAGCAAUUAAUAUUUCAAGCUUUUUGGAGCUCUUCUCGAGAAAGCCCGACUUUCAUUCUAGUCCAUCGGUUCUAAAUCUCAGUUUUUGUGAUAUUGAGGGUCCCUUACCCGCAAACGUGCUUUACUUUGAGGAUAUGUCCACGUGCGAUUUACGAGGUAACAAGUUUUACGGAGCAAUACCAGCUUUCUUUGAAGACUUUUCAUAUUUAACAUAUUUUGACAUCUCAUCAAAUAACCUGUCAGGAAGCCUUCCAGCAGGAAUUCAGAAUUUAAUCUCCCUCCAGUAUUUGGAUAUUUCUGGAAAUCCAUCCAUGCGUGAAGGAAACAGCGUAUCGACCAAUGCCUUUCGUCCAGACUUUUUAAGGAUGGUCAGACCACCUGAAGGCGACAACUUUUCAUGUCCCGAAGGACACCUAACGUUCAACAAUGGUCGCAUUCGUUUGGAUCCUGUAUUUUACGAGUACAGAUAUUGCAUUUGUGAUCCACAUUUUUAUGGAAGCCUUGGCUUAUGCAAAUCAUGUAUGGAUGGUGGAACGUGUGACCAAGUUACUGUGACGGUACAAGAAGACGUUGGUUCAAACAUCAUGAAGAUAGCUCCUGGCUAUUGGCCAUCUCCUGAUCCCAAAAAUGUUACUCAUCUCGUCAAGUGUCCAGUACCUGCUGCUUGCAAUCCACUAGCUUCCUGUACCUGCCGCCUCGACACAUCACAUAACGACGACUCUCGCUCCUCCAAUAACAAGCGUUUAGUCUCGACUCUAAUCACAAAAUGCAAUGAAUCCUGUGCCUGCCAUUCAGGAAACACUGACAGGUUCUGUUCUCGUUGUGAAGAAGGAUUUUAUAAAAUUGGCGGAUUGUGCUAUCCAUGUGUGAAAGGAGAUCUUACCUACUACUACGUGCUCAUCCCUAUCUUUGCCAUUUCUUUCCUUGUUUUGCUUUGGUCAUUUUUUUAUUUCAACUUGCGUCCUAUCAAAUGGUUUUUUGUUACAGCAGUACAUUUCCUCUUAAUGUUGAUCUUCAUGCUUUUGGAAUUUUUACCUAGUUGGGUUUUCAAAUUAAACUUGGUGGUUUUUGUUGUGUGCAUGACUAGUCGAGGAAAAGGUAUAAAGUCUCUCAUCAGCAUUGCAGUGUUUUAUAUGCAAACCAUGGAUUUUAUGAUAUCGAGCUCCAAUGUCUGGCCUGCAAAGAUCGUUGCAGCUCAGAAGUACUUGAGCAGCUACUGGAAUUUGUAUUUCCCUUCACUUUCGUGUGAUUUUCCUUCCCUUUUCAAUCCUGUUGGCAAGUUUACUUUUAUUCUUCUUCUUCCAAUUGGUUGCUUGGCACUCGUGGGUGUCUACUUUAUAGUUAUGCUAAGCUACAAUAAGGUUCGUCCCCAAGAAGGACGAAUGGAAAAUGUUCACUUUAAAUGCCGUCAAAGUGCCUUUUUCUGUUUGAGUUUCACUUACUUUCCAGUUGUAAAGCAAACUCUCUCCAUCUUACGCCCAUGCCAAAAUGACCAUGAUGUUCUUUACAUGCCAAAUUCCCCUUGGAUAGAAUGCACAUCUGUUACUUACAGAACACUGUUAGCUCUUGGUUUUGUCUCCGUUGUGUUCUACGUGAUUGGGUUUCCUUUGCUUCUCUCCUCCCUCAUGUUCUUUUUCUUUCGAAAAAGAAACAGCAUGAGCCCUGAAGAUCGUGAGAAACUUGACACAUGGCUUGGUCCUGCAUAUUUGCCUUACAAACCAAGGUAUCAGUGGUGCCUUGAGAUCGUCAUGCUUCUUCGUCGCGUUUUGCUUGCCAGUGCAUUGUCUAUGAUUUCGUCAUCUUCUACCUUACAAACCUUUGUUGUCUCGGUAAUUCUCGUUUGCUUUGCUGUUAUUCAUCUGUGUUUGCAUCCCUAUGAUGAUUCCAGUUAUAAGUUUGCUUCUGAAAACUUUUUCGAGCCUCUUGUUUUGUUGGUACUGUCCAUGUCUUUCAUCCUGUUGAAGUUCUCGGCUGUGGAAAACUUAAUGACGUAUUCAGCAGCGUAUGUUUGGGUUGUAAUGAUUGUCAAUUCCUGGACACUACUCUUUCUUGUAGGCAUAAUCUUUUACCGUCUGGCUACUUGUGGGAAUGAAGACAAAGAUGGAAAUUUCUCUGGGCACCGUCAUGUGAGUGCAAGAAAUGGUAGAAGCAGUGAUGAUGAAGAAAGAAGUAAUUUGUUGUCCGUUAACAGUGCACGGAAGAGAUACGUUGAAGUCGCUAACAUUUCUUAGGCCUUUGUCCCAACAACCCGCAAGAUUCAUUUGUGAGCGUGGUAGAUCUUUACGACUGAACACUAGAACAUCUCGCUUAAGUAUAUACUAUGCUGGUGAAGUGCUUUUCGUGCGGGCCGGUUAGCCAGUUCGGAGUGAUUAGCAAACACUAUUUUGAGUCCAACCUUUCACCAUGAAAUUUGACACUUAUAUUAAAUAAUUUUUACAUCAGUGCGUAGUUUUAAGUUUUACAGGUUUACGAUCAUUUCAAGAAUUUCAAGUUCCCUGAUUUCUUAUGCAGAAUUUAGGUUUUGAUCUGCGCCAAAUGUUUACAGAAGGUACUUAGUGGGCCAUCUGUGGGCGACCGACUGGCUGCGGGUCUAGAUGCUUUUUGCUUGCUUAUGUAAUGCCUAUAGUUUCGAAAUAUUACUUUAAAGUUGUUUUAGAUUUUAAUAAUUAUGAUAAUGACAAUAAUAAUAAUACUAAUACUAAUAAUACUAAUACUAAUACUAAUACUAAUACUAAUAAUAAUAAUGACGAUAAGUUUUCUUACUUCAAUUGUAAGCAGGCCAGGUCUGGUAAGCAGGCCAGGUCUGGAUGUGGGAAAACUAUACGCGGCACAUAGUGAAGAAUAUUCAACAGACGGCUCCAUCGAGUUUCCAUAGCUAAAUGUAAAGACAACAACGUAUAUCCUUUGGGGAAAUUAAAUACUACCAGAUUCGUACUUAACUCAUGGCGGUCUACGAGGGUCUCAAUUGGGUUAACAGUAUGCCAUAAAACGACCAAAACUUUAGCCGUUAGCCUUAAAAUCGAAAAUUUUAACCGUUUAUCGUAAAAAAAAUUAAACGUUGAAAGGAAAUUCUAGUGAUCUCAGCGGAAAAAUGGUAACCGUUGGCCGCAAAACCAUCACCCCAUUGACACCCUCUGAUACUGCAGCAAAGCACUGUAACGCAUUACCUUGUGACAUUCGUGCCGUGGUUAGCUCAAAUUGGUUGUCAAAGCAGACUGGG